This is a messenger RNA of Eurytemora carolleeae, 2630 nucleotides long. RefSeq lists its product as uncharacterized. Lineage: Eukaryota; Metazoa; Arthropoda; Copepoda; Calanoida; Temoridae. The record is from RefSeq and is a predicted model, not a curated record.
GACUCGACAUACUCAACAAAAGGAUAUACGAGUAUAUCAGUGAGAGAACCUUUAGAAAACCUUAGAUCUGCUGUCCCACCCUCUCAACCCACAAUACAGGAAGGAAACUAUGUAACACUGUCUGAGACAAGUGAUGAAAUGUACGCGGCAAUAGAAGAUAAUGUUUACAUGGAUCCUGAAGGACCAGCUCAGGGACCUAAGUUGAAUGGUGCACGGGAAGACCUCAGUAUGAUGUAUUCUAAGAUAGAUAAAAAGAAAAAAAGAAAUGAGAGAACUGCCGCCUCAUAUAACGGAGGAUAUGCAACCGUUAACAAAUCUAGACAAAGUGACGAUAAUUUUGGUGCUCGACCUAAACAACGAUAUUCAGCGCUUCCAUUCUCCUCUGAUUCCAGGACUGGAGAAGAUGUAGAUUAUUCUGGGUAUGAAGUGUCAAGGGUGGAUAACUGGAAUCCAAGAUCCGGGAUGGACAAAAGAAAAGUGGAUCCUGGAUAUGAAACAGUGCCAUACGCUCUUCAGCAUCCGGAUCGGUUCACCCGGACCUCCGCUUACCCUAAUGAAAGCUCGGAGGAUUAUCCGGAUACCUCAUACUUUCGGGAUCCGGGCUAUGAAGUGCUCCCGGGUGAGAAGAAAGAAUUAGAUCGACGAGACCCGGAAUAUGAGACUCUAACGUCCGGUGUUCUAUCUCGGGAACCCGGAUAUGAAACCUUACCACCCAGAUUUAGAUCAGACUCAUUUGAUCCUGGAUACGAAACCUUGUCUAAACGUGUAGAGGAGAAUACAGGGCCUAGGAGCUACCCAGAAUACAGAUACAGGGAAUACAGGGAGCCUGGUUAUGAGACUGUGUCAGAUCUAAGAACUCGGGAUCCGGACUACGAAAGUGUCAAUCAAGGUCCAACUGAGCCUGGUUAUGAGACAGUUCCUGACAGAUCUCAACGCACAAGCCUUCCAACCGUUAUUCAAAGACCUGAAGAGGGUCACCUGACCUUUAAACCACGAGCAGCACCUGGACUCAAAACGCCUGAAUUAUCACCUAAACAGGAUCAUAGGCCAAACCUUCCUGAAGUAACUCUAGGAGCGAAAACAAGAGUGAGCAACGGUUCUCAUGCUACUGGUCACGUGUGGAAGUUAUCGACCGGAAGUGAGGAAGGAUAUGAAACUAUCCCGCCGGUCAAUCCUCAAGACCUUCAUGUCGAGAAUCGCCGAACUGCUGUGCGAAAUAGAAAUCCGGGAACACAUCGGCGGGAUCAGACACCAGGGAAUCGCUAUCUAUCCCGGGACGAUUUAGCCGCCGAGGCGGGGAGUUCUAAUGACCGUAUGGAUGUAGAGAAUGAUAUUGAGACCACAGGAGUGAACGAGAGUAUUGCGACUAAACAUGAGAGCGCGAGCAACGAAGAAAUAAAUUAUAUUGACGAGGAUAUUGAUGAGAUGUCCCCUAGUUCACAGAUUCAUAUGUCUGUACUCGACAAUGGUUCAGGAAUAAGGCGAGCUUCUGUUGUGAGAAUAGAAAGAUACGAAGAACACGAGAACAAGAAUACGGACUCACCAUCACAUAUAUUUGUUUAGUAAUCACGCACUUCUAGAUAUACAGGAUUAUCUACAUCAGAGACCACUUCACGGAAAUUAUACUGCCUCUUUCUUUAUAUUUAUUUUUGAUUCCCUGUAACUGUAAACUAGUUUCUUUCUUUGCUAAAUCAUUUAUUAUGCUUUUGAAGGACUAUAUAAAGGCAGAAUAUUUAAUUUAACCCGGGGGUCGUCAUAUUUUUAAAAGUUUAUGGGUCGUCUUUACAGUCUCAUCUUUUAUGGGAAACCCUGUAGUUCAUAGGGAUAGGCAGAGGUCGAAAUAAAGUGAAAAGUAGUUGAACCAUCCUCAUUUAUUUGUACCAUCCUCAUCUAGUUGAACCAUCCUCAUCAAGUUGAACCAUCCUCAUCUAGUUGAACCAUCCUCAUCUAGUUGAACCAUCCUCAUCUAGUUGAACCAUCCUCAUCUAGUUUAACUACUUUUCACUUCUCUUUAAUUAAAACCUCAAGACUGGAAGUGAAAUUCUUGAGAAUUUAUCAUGGACCGCUUUCAGGAGAGUUUGAUUUGAUUUCCACUUUAACAAAAAAUAAAAGUAUCAAAUUUUCAACUGUUUUAAUACCUAAUUUUUAUCAUUACCAGAGGCUGAAAAUUAAAUAAUUAAAUUUAAAAUUGUUAAGAUAUUAACACCCCCCUCCCUUAAAUCAGUCCUGCUUAAAACUUGGGAGCCUUAAUUGUUAUCAUCAUCAUCAUUACACCACCUUCAGUUAAUCAUCGUUAUUUCUGUUAUCUUAUUAGUAUUCCUAAAACCAGUUAUUACAUUCCAUAUUAUACACAUGUUAAGUAUUUAUUCUAUGAUAUUUAUUUAUGUAUUUUUUACAUUUUAUGGGGUUUAAUAUGAUGAUUUUCAUAUCAACAAAUUAAGACAUAUCUUUUUUUCACGGCGUUAAAACAUUGUAUUUUUAUAUUUGCUUUUCAACCCACUUAUCCAUUCCAUCUUGAAAUAAUAUAUUUUUGUAACCUCUUACAUUAAACUGCAGUACAGCAGUACACUUGUUAUAUCUGUACAUAACACCAGUAGUACAUAACCUAGUAAUAAACGCACAAAAAUAUU